This is a messenger RNA of Pseudogymnoascus destructans, 2271 nucleotides long. RefSeq names its product RNA polymerase C-22 sterol desaturase (gene ERG5). Bases 299 to 1933 code for a protein of 544 amino acids. Gene Ontology annotation, biological process: sterol metabolic process. Lineage: Eukaryota; Fungi; Ascomycota; Leotiomycetes; Thelebolales; Thelebolaceae. The transcript is spliced from 4 exons. The record is from RefSeq and is a predicted model, not a curated record. Gene Ontology annotation, molecular function: monooxygenase activity; iron ion binding; heme binding.
UAAUUUAAUUAUAUUUCACCCCAUCCAGCCAAUCACAGCCCUGUAUUUUCACUCUUCGCUGCUGAAAAAGUAAAUAAUAAAGUAGAACCAGAGCAACCGCCUUUUCACUUUUUUGCGGCCCGUUGUACCCUGGUCCCCCUUUAACAGAUUGCCCCAUCUCUCGCUACUCAACCUCACUUCUUCUUCCUUCUCUGUUUCCUCUCCUUCUCUUUUUAUCUCCAUACAUAAACGCCACAAUCCCGCAGCUUCAUUCUCUCACGCCGAGUCUGGAGAGGAGAGAUUGACCAUAACCCUCGAUAUGGCGACCAUCCAGGACCUCAACAACGCGACUGCAUUCGCCUCCCCCGUCGCCGACGCCAACUUCGCCUCGUUCGUCGAGAACCCCUUCGUCGACAACAUCAUCCAGACCCUCGGCAGCUUGUCAGGAUGGCACAUGGCCUUGACCAUCUUCCUGGGCCUCGUCGUCUAUGAUCAGGUCAGCUACAUUUCCAAGAAGGGAUCCAUUGUCGGCCCCGCCUUCAAGAUCCCAUUCAUGGGCCCCUUCCUCCAGUCCGUGAACCCCAAGUUUGAGGAGUACGCGGCCAAGUGGGCAAGCGGCGAGCUCAGCUGCGUCUCCGUCUUCCACAAGUUCGUCGUCAUCGCCUCCACCCGCGACAUGUCCCGCAAGAUCUUCAACUCCCCCCAGUACGCGAAGCCCUGCGUCGUUGACGCCGCUCAUAAGCUCCUCGGCCACGACAACUGGGUCUUCCUCGACGGCAAAGCGCACGUCGACUUCCGCAAGGGUCUCAACGGCCUCUUCACCCGCUCCGCGCUCGACAUCUACCUCCCCGGCCAAGAAGACGUCUACAACGAGUACUUCAAGAAGAUGGUCCAAGUGACCGCCGACGCCGGCGGCAAGCCCGUCCCCUUCAUGGCCAACUUCCGCGAGGUCACCUGCGCCGUCGCCCUCCGCACCUUCUGCGGAACCUACAUCACCGACGAGGGCGUCAAGAAGAUCGCCGACGACUACUUCCACAUCACCGAAGCCCUCGAGCUCGUCAACUUCCCCAUCAUCAUCCCCUUCACCCGCACCUGGUACGGUAAGCGCGCCGCUGACCUCGUCCUCGCCGAAUUCUCCCGCUGCGCCGCCAAGUCCAAAGCCCGCAUGGCCGCCGGCGCUCCCGCAAACUGCAUCAUGGACCAGUGGGUGAAGACCAUCCUUGAUUCCGCAGCCUACACCGACCGUCUCAACUCCGGCGCCUCCAUGGAGGGAAUCACCAAGCCCGCUCCCCUCCUGCGCAUGUUCUCCGACUACGAAAUCGCACAAACGGUCUUCACCUUCCUCUUCGCAUCCCAGGACGCUACCUCCAGCGCCGUCACCUACCUCUUCCAAACCAUGGCCCAGCGCCCCGAUGUCCUCGACCGUGUUCGCGCUGAGAACCUCCAGGUCCGCGGCGGCGACCGCGACAAGCGCGUCACAAUGGACGAUCUCGAUGAAAUGACCUAUACCCGCGCCGUAGUCCGCGAACUCCUCCGCUACCGCCCCCCAGUGAUCAUGGUCCCCUACCUCGUCAAGAAAGCCUUCCCCAUCACCCCCGAGUACACGGUCCCCAAGGGCGCAAUGGUAAUCCCGACCACCUACCCCUCUCUGCGCGACCCUGAAGUCUACCCGAACCCCGACACCUUCGAGCCGGAGCGCUGGAUCUCGGGCGAUGCGGAGACGAAGGGGGCGAAGAACUUCUUGGUCUUUGGGACGGGGGCGCAUUAUUGUCUGGGACAGGUUUAUGUGCAGAGGAAUUUGGCGCUGUUGGUGGGGAAGGCGAGUAUGAGUUUGGAUUGGGUGCAUCAUGCUACGCCAUUGUCGGAGGAGAUUAAGGUUUUUGCUACGAUAUUCCCGAAGGAUGAUUGCCCAUUGACAUUCACCGAUCGCCCAGAGUCAGCGAAUGGGUUGUAAACAAAAACUAGUCCUCAUUGUGACGAUUGUACCUACCACCAUAUCUUGUUCGGACCCGAUCCGAUAGUGUGUCUGCACACUUUUAAUGCCCCCGCUCUGCUUCACGCCGACGGGGGAUGGAUGGAUGGAAGGACGGCGUUCUUCAUUUUUCUUUAUUAAUGGGAUUUUGCUACGGAAAACUUCGUUUUAAUUUUAUGCUUAAUAAUGGACGGGAGUGGGCAGAAAGAUGGUGUAUUUUCUGCUGUUUUUGAUGCGGUUGGCAUAGGGAGGGAUGGGAUAGAACAUGAAAGGGGGGGAGGAGGUAGUACAUAGUGUGUGUAUCCGUGGUAGAGGGGGAG